GCGACUGCGCGCGCCUAAUUGCGGACGACCCCUCAAAAUAUUUGAUACCCGCACUGAGAAAUUCCCUCAAUGAAGCUGCACGUGCUGCUCGUGUCUGUCUGUGUAUUCCUCUCGCGCUCCGAGUCCGCUCCAUGGCACGAGUUCACGCAACUGCCGGUUGUGAUGCACGUAGGAGAGGAAUAUUUCUUCAGGUUGGACAGCGGCGUGCCCGACCUCAGAUCACCGCGGCGCACAGAGGCACUUAAGCUGCAGCUUACACAGGGGCUGUUAGGAGGUAUGGUCGGUAGAGUCGUUAACAGGAUUCCGAGCAGCCUAGGAGAGCGCGAUCGCCGGUCCGAGGAUCCGCCCAUCUCGUUGGAUCUGACUUUCCACCUGUUGCGCGAGGUGCUGCAGAUGGCACGAGCCGAACAACUUGCCCAGCGUGCUAGCAACAACCGCAAGAUGAUGGACUUUUUUGGGAAAUAACACACAUGAUAGGUAUUAU
Molecule: messenger RNA, 484 nt
Organism: Triplophysa dalaica
Lineage: Eukaryota; Metazoa; Chordata; Actinopteri; Cypriniformes; Nemacheilidae
Gene: crha
Product: corticoliberin
Exons: 2
Coding region: 70-465 (131 amino acids)
Cellular component (GO): extracellular region
Molecular function (GO): hormone activity
Source: RefSeq, a predicted model, not a curated record